This is a messenger RNA of Talaromyces rugulosus, 678 nucleotides long. RefSeq lists its product as uncharacterized. Bases 1 to 678 code for a protein of 225 amino acids. The record is from RefSeq and is a predicted model, not a curated record. Lineage: Eukaryota; Fungi; Ascomycota; Eurotiomycetes; Eurotiales; Trichocomaceae. The transcript has 2 exons.
AUGGCCAUCCAGUUCUAUAUCAAAGCCAAAUAUAACACCAGACUAACGAUUUUUGGGAAUUCUAGGUUGGGCGAUCGCGUAGCAGAUAAACCGACUAGACAAUCUGCUCCAAAGACCAAAUCGGGGUUGCAGAAAGUGUUACGACUGACAAGUGACGAAUCAUGGAAACAGUGGCUGCAAAGCAGGCUGGUGAAACCAUGGUGGACAGAGCUCUGGAAUGACUGUUUAAAGACAAGAGAAAAGGGAAUUAGAAGUGUGGGACUCGCUGAAGUACAAGAACGGAUGCUGAGCGGUGAAGCAAAUGGGAUCAUGAAAUACUCGACAACUCAACCCGACAAAGAGGAGUGGGACCUCGCCGACCAUAUCGCAAGAUUCAUAUGGAACACGGGAAGCCUGAAUGAGAAAUCCAACGAGGGAGUGUUCUAUAAUCGCCGUUUCAGCGAGGAUUAUCAGGCAAGCAUCAUGUGGUCAUUGAAGAGUGUGCUCAUACAAAUGCACAGCCCAUCAUACAUCAACAAACCAACUGGUGGGACUGCGAUAUUGGGGACAAAAAGAGACGAGUCUCCAAAAGAGGCCACCACAACAGGGAAGAAGACAAAGGCACACCUCACAACAGUCUCACAAUCGAGGUUGGAAGACCCUGGAAAAGGCUUUUCCAGGGCCUUCAAUGGUUUCUAA